Messenger RNA from Rhododendron vialii, 1163 nucleotides. Its product is annotated as L-ascorbate peroxidase, cytosolic-like. The transcript has 10 exons. Gene Ontology annotation, biological process: response to reactive oxygen species; hydrogen peroxide catabolic process; cellular response to oxidative stress. Lineage: Eukaryota; Viridiplantae; Streptophyta; Magnoliopsida; Ericales; Ericaceae. Bases 185 to 937 code for a protein of 250 amino acids. The record is from RefSeq and is a predicted model, not a curated record. Gene Ontology annotation, molecular function: heme binding; peroxidase activity.
UGCUCUACUCGUGACGUUCCUCUUGCUAGGGCUCUGCAAUUUGCAUUUCAAUCCGUCUCUCUCUCUCUCUCUCUGCUCUGCUCUGUUCAUUAUCAAUUUCACAAGGUUCGAUUUCGCGGCUAAUUCACUCGCAGAUCCAUCCCGAUCUUCGCCUUAACACUGUUUCGAUCUGUUUUUGAAUCGUAUGGGGAAGUGCUACCCGACUGUGAGCGAGGAGUACAAGAAGGCUCUUGAGAAAGCUAAAAGGAAGCUCAGAGGCUUCAUCGCUGAGAAGAGCUGUGCUCCGUUGAUGCUACGUAUCGCAUGGCACUCUGCUGGUACUUACGAUGUGAAGACCAAGACCGGUGGUCCGUUUGGGACAAUGAGGCACGUGGCUGAGCAAGGUCACGCAGCCAACAACGGACUCGAUAUCGCCGUAAGGCUCCUGGAGCCGUUGAAGCAACAGUUUCCUAUCCUUUCUUAUGGUGACUUCUAUCAGUUGGCUGGAGUUGUUGCUGUUGAAAUUACAGGAGGCCCUGAUGUUCCGUUCCAUCCAGGGAGGGAGGACAAGCCUGAGCCACCACUUGAAGGUCGCCUUCCUGAUGCUACCAAGGGUUCGGAUCAUUUGAGGGAUGUGUUUGUUGAACACAUGGGCCUCUCGAAUAAGGACAUUGUUGCUCUCUCUGGUGCUCAUACCCUGGGAAGGUGCCACAAGGAGCGUUCUGGAUUUGAGGGACCAUGGACCCCGAAUCCACUCAUCUUUGAUAACUCCUAUUUCACGGAACUCCUAACUGGAGAGAAGGAUGGGCUUCUGCAGCUACCAUCUGACAAGACCCUUCUCACCGAUCCUGUCUUCCGCCCUCUUGUUGAGAAAUAUGCUGCGGAUGAGGAUGCCUUCUUUGCAGAUUACGCAGAGUCUCACAUGAAGCUCUCUGAAUUGGGGUUUGCUGAAGCCUAAGCUGUUGGACAGAUGCAAUGGGAAUGGUGAUCUUAGUCUUCUCAUUUCUUGUUUUUGAUUCUGGAAACUUGGUUCUUAGUUUUUUUUUGUUUUUUUUGUUUUUUAAAAUCAUGGUUCUUAGGCUGUUGAUGGCUGGUUAUUUUGUAGUGUUUUGCAAUUUUGCUGGAUUUGGUGGUAGCAAACAUUGAUAUGGUCAUCAUAAAUAAGACUGAACCUUGUAGGAAAA